Petromyzon marinus (sea lamprey) is the source of this 2251-nucleotide messenger RNA. Its product is annotated as Golgi apparatus membrane protein TVP23 homolog B-like. The record is from RefSeq and is a predicted model, not a curated record. Gene Ontology annotation, biological process: protein secretion; vesicle-mediated transport. Gene Ontology annotation, cellular component: Golgi membrane. NCBI's taxonomy places the organism in Eukaryota, Metazoa, Chordata, Hyperoartia, Petromyzontiformes, Petromyzontidae.
CAUCGAUUAAUAAAAUUGUUAGUCCACGAGUACUGGGAUCACUUUGAAUCGUGACGUUCGUAGGAAUCGCGAGAGACGAAUCGAAUUCCCACCGCGUCGAUUCUCCAGCGCCACGUCCGAGAGCGACUGCCGAUUUCCGUCGGCGCCAUGAGAGCAGCGUCAGACGACGACACGGAGGACGUGGCUCUCGAGUUCGGCGACGACGAUGAGGGGGCUCCUGGCCGGGCGAGGCGGCGCGUCGGGCACCCGUUGGCGACAUUUUCCCACCUAUUUUUCCGUGUUUCUGCAAUUGUCUUUUACUUAAUUUGCGAGUGGUUCAUCGACAGUUUCAUUGCCAACUUUGUCACCAUCAUCUUAUUUCUUUCCUUCGACUUCUGGACUGUGAAGAAUGUCACUGGAAGAUUGAUGGUGGGAUUACGUUGGUGGAACCAGAUUGAUGAAGAUGGCAAGAGCCACUGGGUGUUUGAAGCCAGAAAGGCGUCUUCACGAAACAAACUUAACUCCACAGAAGCAGAAGCCAGAAUAUUUUGGUUGGGCCUGAUCAUCACUCCUCUCAUCUGGUCCAUAUUCUUCUUCAGCACACUCUUUGCUCUAAAGCUGAGGUGGAUGGCAUUGGUGAUACUUGGAGUGAUCCUACAGGGAGCCAACUUGUAUGGCUAUGUGCGCUGUAAACUUGGAGGCAAGCGCAAUUUGACCACCUUAGCUUCUACAUACCUAGGCCAGCAAUUUCUACAAAGGCCUGGAGCAUUCAAGGCUGACUCUUACUUCAGUGGUGGAAAAAGCUGGUAGUGCAUCUGUAUUCACACCAGCAUAUCAAGGUCAAGAGGUCAACACGGCCCUUGCCGUUUGCCACCAAACCUCGGCUUGCCAAUAAUAUUAGUAAAUUUGAUGAGGGCUGAGACAGCGCAAAUAGAAUUACCCUUCACUGUUGGUUAGACCCAUGAUUAGCGGGGUUUUUUGCCUGUGUGCGCAUGUGUACGUGAUCUUGUACGUACGUUAAAAUCGAUCACAUUUGUGUGCACGCGUGUGCUGUUGUCCAAACAUGGGCACACUGAAUUUAUACGAGACGAAAGGUGUGAGAGAUUUUGACAACCCAUCAGCCCCCACGGCCUUACAGGAGUAUGUGCACUAGAGAUAAAGGAUUACGCCACAAAAACAACUGCCACUGCCCAACUCCCAUUUGACGAGAUGACUACUUUAGUCUUAAUGGGCGGAACACUGCACGAGUGAGUUGGUUUUCACACUGAAAACCAAAAUCCUAGUGCUUACCUUAAAUCCAGUUAUCUGUGGAAAAUUACAGAUAACUGACGGGAGUUUAGCCAACAGUUUUUCUUAUUUUCAGAUGGAAUUUAAGGUAUUUUACCCCAUCUAAUUCAGGCUGAAAGCCAAUAAUUGUAGAUGCCCAAAGACAAUGCCGAGUCUGCAAGCAAAUAUUGUAUUGUGAAGAAAGUGCAUGGUGUACAGGUGCUGUGUUGCACACAGUUCAGCGGAAAUCACAGAAAACAGAAACAUCUGUUUUUAUCCUGGAAAAUAAUAUCUACUGGCCAAGUUGACCUUGAGAAAGAGUGGCGUGUGUAUAGCUCAAUUGGCUUACUUGGCAAAAAUGCUUCUGAACUUUUUGAUCUUAAAAAUGGACAACACCAUGUCUCUUCGCGGCCUUCCUCAUAUCUCUAAAUUCGCAGAUAAUUGGAAGUACAGUACUGAUCUGGAUAACGACAUGUUAUCCACACGCUUUAUAACAGCCUGUCACGAAUAAAGAACGGUUUCGCUAAUUCGGAUACGGAUGGCAAGGGUUUAAUUAUGAUUUACAACUUUAAUGAGUGCGGCUUUAACGUUACAGUUUAUUCGACGAGCUACGCAUGAGAAGAGGCGCCUCGUGUUUUGAAUCGAACGGCACAUUUUGUCAAAGGAAAAUAUUCAAUGAUAUUCCAAAUGCGAUUGCUUUUUGCGCACAGCCAUACUGCUGCUGCGUUGUUAAAAGUAAUUGUAAAUCUGUAGGUUUUGGGAAGUAAUCUAAAUGACGGUGUAUUCUAAGCAUAUUGAUUAGUUGAGUAAUGAAAAAAAAACGUAAUAGUGUGUAGUUAUACAAAUUUCUGGGUGUGCUUUGUUUUUUUGCUUUAAAGAUGGCUGCUGUUGGCGAGUUAGAAGCAGAAUAUUAAUUUGCACUGGAGGAAUCCGAUGAGCUAUAAAGCUCUUUUUCACAGAUGUCCAGUAGGGGUGGGUAAGAACGUUACAAGAAACAACAAAAACA